This is a messenger RNA of Quercus robur (English oak), 1286 nucleotides long. RefSeq names its product ethylene-responsive transcription factor 4-like. Gene Ontology annotation, biological process: regulation of DNA-templated transcription. The transcript has a single exon. NCBI's taxonomy places the organism in Eukaryota, Viridiplantae, Streptophyta, Magnoliopsida, Fagales, Fagaceae. Gene Ontology annotation, molecular function: DNA binding; DNA-binding transcription factor activity. The coding region runs from base 150 to 911 and encodes 253 amino acids. The record is from RefSeq and is a predicted model, not a curated record.
CCGACCCUCGUCUCCCACUUCACAAUUGCGAAACCCGCCCCAGUCAUUCUCAUCUCUUAUCAUUAAAGCCAUUAGCAAACCAAAGCAAAACAGUUGUUUUCCUCAAAAAAAGUAAAAGAAGAAUUCAUUUUUUUUUGUCUGUCUAUUACAUGGCGCCGAGAGAAAGAGCUGUCAAGGGAAACGGUAACGGAAUCGGAAAGGAGGUGCAUUUUAGAGGAGUGAGGAAGAGGCCAUGGGGGAGAUAUGCGGCUGAGAUUAGAGACCCCGGGAAGAAAAGCCGUGUCUGGCUUGGAACCUUUGACACGGCUGAAGAAGCCGCUCGUGCUUACGACACGGCUGCCAGAGAGUUUCGUGGUGCCAAAGCCAAGACCAACUUUCCUUAUCCUAUCGAAAAUGCGAACGACAUGAACAACAACAAGAUUGAUGAUAAUAAUAAUAAUAAUAAUGUUAAUUGUCACAGUAACAACCAGAGCCCGAGUCAGAGCAGCACGGUUGAGUCUCCGACGAGAGACCCAUCGGCUCUUCUCGUUGAGUCCUCGCCGUUGGAUCUCAAUAUCGCUCAGGGUCAUGCCUACGCUGGCGCCGCGGCGGGUUUUGGAUCUGUUCCGGUGAGGUUUCCUUUUCAGCAGCACCACCACAGCUCCGGAUUCUUCGCCGGAGGUCUGCCGGAGGCGACGGCGAAUCACAUGAUCUACUUCGACACGGUGGUGCGCGCCGGGAUGCUGGCCGGUCAUCCGUAUAACCAGCUGAAUUUUGAUCAUUUCCAGCCGGCGGCGACGUUUUCCGGUGGGGUCCAGAGCGACUCGGACUCCUCGUCCGUCGUCGAUCUGAACCAUCGAGAACAGAAGCCUCAAAAACUCGGAAUCCUCGGUCUCGAUCUCAACCAGCCUCCACCACCGGAGUUUGCAUAAUUUUUUUGCCGAUCACCAAAAAAAAAAAAAAGUCAUCGGAUUUUAAUUUUCGCUUCCUUUUUAUUUAAUUAUAAUUAUAAUUUUUUUCCUUUUUCACUAAGCUAGGGAAAAAUAGCCAAAAAAGAAAAAAAAAAAAAAAAGUGAAAAAAUACGGUAAGAUUGAGAAUUAUCAGAGGUCGAUGUGAAUAGGCAGUAGCUGAUCUCUUUUUUUGCAACAGCUAAACGAUGCGUUUCUUGCUGUUGUUCUAAAUUUUACUUAUUAUUAGGACUCUUUUUUUUUCCGUUGUAAUAUUUCAUUUUCGGCAGUGUUGUAUUUUGCUGGAUAAUUUAACACUAAUAAUUUCUCAAAUAAAAUUAUAUUUGAAUUUUUAGAAA